GAGUGCGUUCAGGGUAUGACACUAUUUGUAUUUAUAAAUAGAAUUUAAAGAUGACUUAAGAAACAUGUAACAUUCAUAUGUUAGUAAUAAAAAAGGCGAUACAAUCAUGUCAAUGGACGUUAUAAAAUUGUUAUUUGGUUUUACUCUUUAUCUAUCAGGAAUACAUUUGGCUGCAGGAGCUGACGGAGAAUGUAGUGCUUUCUGUGUACAGCCGGAAACGGGGCUCUCAUGUGAUAAUAUCACGGGUGACUGUUUACAAGGAUGUCAGCCAGGAUAUGCCGGUUCUAAAUGUAACAUACAGUGUUGUUCCAACUGCAACGAUUGUGUUCUAAAUCAAGGAAGCGUGACAGCUAUAGUUUGUAAUGGAUGUGCCAAUGAUUAUUACCUAACUGACGGAGAUUGUAAACCAUGUAGCGAAAGCUGCGCCAGAAAUGACAGUUCCUCUACUUCAGUCUGCAGACAGUCGGACGGACGAUGCGAGUUUGGUUGUGUGGCGGGCUACUAUGGUGACAAAUGUAUGAGUCAGUGCAGUGCUACAUGUAAGGGGAACACGUGCAAUUCUGACGGGUCGUGUGCAAAUGGCUGCGUUCUAUCAGUAUUGACGGGGCCUCAAUGUCUGGACUCGUGUAGUGAAGGCUGUGUUAAACGAGAGUGUGAUCAGACUGGUUCGUGUCUCGAGAGUUGUACUCCAACUUACUGGAACACAGACUGCCAGGACGCGUGCAGCCCGAACUGUCAUAGACCAAAAGAUCUUGACACUAGGGUUUGUAAUUUGACCACUGGGUUCUGUCUACACGGAUGUGCUAACAAUACCUACUGGGAUACCAACUGUACUGCAGAAUGCAGUAAUAACUGCGCAGACCGGAAAUGCGAUUAUUUGACUGGCGAUUGUUCAGACGGCUGUGUAGAUGAAUAUGAAGGACCAAAAUGUUCUGAAAGAAUAAAGGCAGACCCAGAUAUAAAACCUAUAGCGAUCGGAGCCGGCGUCGGAGCGUUCGUUGUCAUCGUCAUCAUAAUUGUUAUAGUUGUCGUCUGCUGGAGAAGAAAACGUAACAAAUUUUAGUUGAAAUUUGGAUGGCAAAUAUAUCAUCGACUAAAACUGAACUUUUCUUAUUCAGGGACACUUCUCUAUGUUUAGAAAAAAAUAGCUGUGUGUCAUUUGAAUCAUAUUAACAUUUUAUGUCUGACUUUAUGAUGACGUCAUGAACGUUUAAUAACGCCAUGAGGAGAUGUGAAUUAUUCAUUUGUGUGUUAGCUAUAUAUUCAUUUGUGUAGGUUGGUUAGUUUGAUAUGAAUUGUAUAACGUCAAAUCUCAUACCACAAGUGACAGAGCCAUUCAAAUAACAAAAUGGCUGAAGUCGGUUAAGUUGUUGUUAAUUCCGCAGCUUUAUAAAACCUGAUUAGAAAAGUAAUUAAAAAUAGGGUUACGUGCACCGGUAAUUGAAGAAUUUAGUGGGGACUUAAGUUGAUCAUUUGCAGUGAUGGUGGUCGCCGUAGUUUACCCUCCGGAUCACCACAGGGAACCACAUUACAUUUACCAGAGCACAGUUCAGCCAACGCAUCAUUCCUGGGUAAACUUUCUAGCCGUUUACAAGUACUAUUUUCCUUCGCUUUCGCAAGGAGCUGAUAACUUAUUUCUGUACUUGCCAACGCAUAUAGGUGCGGUGCGAAUGACCGUAGAAUCACAACAAACGACCUGCGCUGUGACUCGAACCUCCUAUUCACAGUCUAAUACUCUACUAUUUGAGCUAACCGGACGGCUUUUAAGUUGGUCGUUAAACGACUUUGUUUCAUUUAUAAGUGGUUUUUACUUACGCUGCAUCUGCGCCUGUAUUGUAUUCUAAUUAUAAAUAUAUAAUUAUAUAUAUAUUAAAGGUACAUGUAAUGAUGUAUAAAUGUAAUUGUUUAUUUUAUAUUAAAAUUUUCUUUUACGAUUAAAGAUAAUUUAGGAUUUGUUUUUCAACAAACGAAUUUUUGGUCUUUUAUUUUACAAACAAUGCUUUUUAAAAAAGUUCUGGUACAGGUUUAAACGGUGUUGGUAGUCAGGUAGUUCAAAGCAACUAUUUCUCUCAUUUUUAGUUUUAUCUGUUAUAGGUUGGAACAAACAAAAAGUAGACAAAAUUAAAAACAAAUCAUAUUUAAGGAAACAGUAAUAUUAAAAAUACUGUAAUGAAAAAGAAAACCAAAAGGCAUUUGUUAAUUUGAUUUAGGUUAUUACUCGCUACUUAACAAUAAAGGAAAAUUAUCUCAUAAGUGUACAGAUGUCAGCUUGAAACAAUUAAAGUAUGUUCGUAUACAAUUUCUCCCCACCCAUACUUGAUAAUACUUUCACACUUAACAACAAAACAUGUGUUUAUUUGAUCAUAUUAAAUAAAAAUAAAUGCGUUUUAAUAAUUAUCCUUUAGAUUCAGUUGUUAUUGAUGUUUUCGACAAGGAAACAUACAAUUGUAGGAAACCCUUUCUCUCGUGCAAUACUAGACGAGGAAUAUUUGGUUUUGAUGCACGUGGCAUAAAACACGCGUACAUAUUGUUUUAAAUUGUUAUGUUAAUUUAUGUAUCUAUCACUUUGUUUUGAAAUAAGUCUCUAGAUAUUGUAAUUUCUGAUAAAUAUAAUUUUUCUGUGUA
Ruditapes philippinarum (Manila clam) is the source of this 2625-nucleotide messenger RNA. RefSeq names its product multiple epidermal growth factor-like domains protein 11. The transcript is spliced from 5 exons. Bases 107 to 1063 code for a protein of 318 amino acids. The record is from RefSeq and is a predicted model, not a curated record. NCBI's taxonomy places the organism in Eukaryota, Metazoa, Mollusca, Bivalvia, Venerida, Veneridae.